This is a messenger RNA of Papaver somniferum (opium poppy), 2818 nucleotides long. RefSeq names its product E3 ubiquitin-protein ligase ORTHRUS 2-like. Gene Ontology annotation, molecular function: ubiquitin protein ligase activity. The transcript has 7 exons. Gene Ontology annotation, biological process: protein ubiquitination; negative regulation of gene expression via chromosomal CpG island methylation. Bases 1012 to 1932 code for a protein of 306 amino acids. The record is from RefSeq and is a predicted model, not a curated record. NCBI's taxonomy places the organism in Eukaryota, Viridiplantae, Streptophyta, Magnoliopsida, Ranunculales, Papaveraceae.
CUUUUUUCACAUUCAGUAUUAGUGUCGAUUUUUUUCACAUUAUUUUCCAGAAAAUUUCAUGGCAGAACCAACAAUAUUAUGUGCAAGACAAAAAAAAAAUACGGUGCAAGUAGAGUGCAAGUCGAUUGAUCUUCUUCUUUUUCGCUGAAAAUUUCAUCAACACUACUUCUAACUCUAAACAAACCAUCAAUCGAUCUUCUUCUUUUUCGUUGAAGAACGAUUCAGAAAUAAACACCAUCAUCAAUAAACCCAACCAAUCAGACAAAAAAACUCAGAAUAGAAUAAAUGGGUUCAUCAAUCCUACCUGUUGAAGGUUCUACCUGCAACUGUGGUGGUAAAUUGUUUAGUGAGAAAUUCAAAUACCGAUUUUGUAUCAAAAAGAUCACAAUUUCUUCAAUAAUCUUCUUGGGUAAUUCAGUUUAAUUCUUGAUUUUUGUUUUGGGACCAGUAAUUUUAUUAACAUGGGUUCCUUGGGUUUUUGAUUUUAUUGAAUUUUCAUUAACCAUGGUUUUCUGGUGAUGAUUCUACUCUAGUAAAAGUAGCAGUGUCUUUUCUUCAAUAUUUUUAAUUGAAAUUGAGAUUUUUUGGUGAAGUUCUUGAUGAUGUUGUUGAUGAGGAUGACAAGUAGUAGGUUUAGUUGAUAAUGGGAUUUAUGCGAUUGAUAUUGGCUUUUGAUUUUGUUUUGGUUUGGUUUGGUUUGGUUUGUAAGAGAUGAGGAGGGUAGUAUUAAAGAAUAUAACAGACAAUGUGUAGAUUGAUGAUGUAGUCUCAAACCUAGAAUCAACUGCAUCCAAAUUCAACAAUCUAGAGUUUGAGUAGAUUUAUAUAUACUGCCUUUGCAUUAUUGUAGUAGAGAAAGAUCUAGUUAUUUCUUGAAUCAUGUUUGCAUUAUAAUAGUGGAAAAUGUUCUAGUUAUUUCUUGAACCAUUGUGAGGUUUCAAACAUUGUGACUAUUCAUGACCAAACACAUUCACAUCCAUCCAUCUAUAUAAGACUUCUGCGUCAUUCACUAUGUUUUCUAUUUUGGAUUCUCUGUUUAUCCUAACCAAUCUUCAAAUGCAGAACCUUGAACAAGUUAAUAUGGAUAUAAUUGUUGAAGAUCUUUCAACCUUAUUAGAAAGGCUUAGUACCUUGCAAACCCUGUAUCAACUUCAACAAAAUUUGGAUGAUGAGAAUGAAAGGCUUGUGUUGAAAGCUACUUUAGACAAUGUUGUUACACGACUGGUUCAAUCUCACGUAAAGACAGUUUGGGACCGAUCAAGCGCUUCCAUACUAAAUCUCGAAAAACAAAAACAAGAUGGAAUGUUGGCGACCAAACUGUGUUCUCAUUGUGGGAAAAUGAAAAGGUACAAGACCGCAGACACGGAAGUGAUGACUGAACUAAAUGUCAUACAAAGGUUUAAAGCUGCUGGUCAUCCAGGGGAUGUUAAAGUUAUUUCCAAGGAAAGAGAUGAAAUGCGGAGUCAGGGCAUUAAGAGGAAGAAUCAGAUGCAACGGGGAAGAACUAAUCCACCUUUGUUGGCUAGGAAGGUUGAAUCUGAGACUUCGAAGGGUGUGGUUCAUUCUCGACAAAGAGUGCACAAGGAAGAUAGGAAUGCACAAGAUCUUCAUCUUCCUGUGCAGAAACCUGCGGAUAAUGGUGUACACCAUCGCAAAAGCAAAGAUAAACAAAUGCAGGGGCAGAGAAAAACACCCGGUUUAAAAAGAAUGUCAGGCUACCAACACGGACAUUUCCGAAAAGUUGAAGGAGGUUUAUCUACUCAAGUUUUUGGUCCGAAUCUGAGCCGUCGUCAGUCGGCACCAGACGGUUGGAAAAAAAUAGUGCACAUCUUAAACUUGGCAUUGGUGUCUGAAUUCUGGAAGGCGAAACUUGGGUUUAAGAGUAAGCAUGCCCAGUUAAAGGGCCGACGUAAACAUAAAAAUAACAUUUGAGUGUGGCACUAUUCUGUGACCAGGGGUGUUGGACUAUCUUGUCAGCACAUGUUCGUAUAUUCAUAGGUUUUGACAUUAGUGUUCCAAAUUUUCAGAUUUACACCUAAUUCAUUUGAUGUGGUUAUUAUAUGGUAAACCGAUUGUGUUUCGUUUUUUUUGUUUUUAAUUUUUCAUUUGGAGCUCAGGUUGUUGUGGAAACUCUAUUUGUAUGCUGUUACUUGUUGCAGAGUCCGUGUGGUAACAAUUUUUGUUUAAAAUGCUUUGAAUAAGAUGGAAAAAGAAAAUGUGCCAAGUUUGGUAAACAAUCCAAGGAUAAACUCAAUCACACAAGGGGAAGCGCUUCUCUUAUGCUCCAGAAACUGGGUUGCUAUACGGUGGAUGCAGAUUGAGAAAUGUUGGAGAAAAGUUGGGAUUCGGGACUUCAAGAUGUGUAUGUAUCUCUUUGUUCGAUGCGACAUUAAUAAACCUGCUCCGUGGACGAGUGAUGUACACGGAGACUGUCCUAGAUCUCUACCUGUUAUUAAGGAGCUAAACGGGGCAACAGAUAGAAAGGAUGGUCCUUUCUGGGAUUAUGAUUAGUCUAGGCGACAAGGUCCAGACUUCGGUUUAAUAUUCCUUCAACCGAAGUCUUGCCUGCUUCAUGUUACUCUGGUCAGCGAUGCUGGUGAAAGAUUUCAUGAAUUUUCGUUAUGGAUAUGCAUCAAUGCAGCUGAGUGGAGGAGCAAAAGAAGAAUUGGGUGAAAAAGUAUCCGCCUUACUCAGUUGAAUCUGAUAUGGAAAUGUAACUAGAAUUAGGCGAAAAUUUUACUUUUUGAUGGAAUCUUUUAGGCCUUUGUCUUAUAAAAUGUCCAAAAUCUGAAGAAUGAUGAUAAGCCAAAAUUUUAAA